This is a messenger RNA of Manihot esculenta (cassava), 2652 nucleotides long. RefSeq names its product putative respiratory burst oxidase homolog protein H. NCBI's taxonomy places the organism in Eukaryota, Viridiplantae, Streptophyta, Magnoliopsida, Malpighiales, Euphorbiaceae. The record is from RefSeq and is a predicted model, not a curated record. The transcript has 14 exons. Gene Ontology annotation, molecular function: NAD(P)H oxidase H2O2-forming activity; peroxidase activity; calcium ion binding. Gene Ontology annotation, cellular component: plasma membrane. Bases 1 to 2652 code for a protein of 883 amino acids.
AUGAACAAGCAAGGAGAUCAAUCAACAAGGUGGAUUCUUGAUGGUGUUGAAGCUGAUAGAAUGGAUGAAGAAUCCAAAAACCACUUGCCACACAGAAGUCGAAAUGCAAAAUCGGGUAAUCUUGGGAAACAUUCUGGCAAUCUUGGGAUGCACACAAGUAAAAAUUCUUCUAGUCCUGGAACUUAUUCAGGCAACCUUGGACAAACACUCAAGAGGACAACAAGUCAGUUUGGAGGAUCUAUAUGGAAAACUACAAGCAAUGCUUUGAGGAUAAGUAGUGUUCUAACUCCUUCACCGCCCCCACCACCUCGUCGUCGUCCUGAAAGAGUUGAAAGGACGGCUUCAGCUGCUGCAAGAGGGCUUAAGGGCCUCAGGUUUCUUGAUAGAACAAUGACAGGCAAAGAAAUGGAUGCAUGGAGGUCAAUUGAAAAUCGUUUCCAUCAAUUUGCAGUUGACGACAGGCUCCCCAAGGAAAAAUUUGGAAUAUGCAUUGGGAUGGGAGAUUCAAAGGAAUUUGCAGGAGAAGUUUUCGACGCCAUUGCAAGGCGAAAGAAUAUAGACACCACCAAUGGAAUAACAAAGGAUGAAGUUAAGUUGUUUUGGGAAGAUAUGACCAGACAAGAUCUUGAUGCUAGGCUACAAAUCUUCUUUGACAUGUGUGACAAGAAUGGGGAUGGAAAGCUAUCAGAGGAUGAGGUGAAGGAGGUCAUACUUUUGAGUGCAUCGGCGAAUAAGCUCACGAAUCUUAACCAACAAGCGGCAACAUAUGCAGCUUUAAUCAUGGAAGAACUCGACCCAGAUCAUCUUGGCUACAUAGAGAUGUGGCACCUAGAAAUUCUACUAAGAGAAAUGGUGAACAAUGAUGAGAGCGUGCACAAGCUGAAAAAAGCAAAUACACUCACAAGAGCAAUGAUCCCAAGAAGAUACAGAACUCCACUCAGCAAAACUUUCUCUUUAGCUACAGAAUUCAUAUAUGAGAAUUGGAUGAGAAUCUGGGCAAUCAAUAUUUGGUUAUUCAUCAACUUUCUACUUGUGUUGUGGAAAUUUGAGGAGUAUGUGCAUUCCCCCACGUUCAAAAUCACUGGUUAUUGUGUCUGCAUAGCCAAAGCUGCUGGGGAGACACUCAAAUUCAACAUGGCUCUUAUUCUUGUUCCUGUUUGUAGAAGAACACUGACUAAUCUUAGAUCAACAUGUCUAAGUAAAGCCAUUCCUUUUGACGAUAAUAUAAAAUUUCACCAGAUAAUUGCAACUGCUAUCUCAAUUGGAACUCUUAUGCAUGUUAUGGCACAUUUGACUUGUAAUUACCCACGGUUGAGUUCAUGUCCCAAACUCAAAUUCAUGAUCUAUCUUGGACCAGUGUUAGGCUACCAACAGCCAACUUAUGGAGGCUUGAUGCUCACUACAGUAAGCAUUACUGGGGUUGCUCUAACACUUAUAAUGGCUGUCUCAUUUACACUGGCCACACACUAUUUCAGAAGAAAUAUUGUCAAGCUGCCUGGUGUUUUUCACCGUUUGGCUGGGUUCAAUUCCUUCUGGUAUGCUCAUCAUUUUCUGAUUUUGGCAUAUGUCCUCCUCAUUCUUCAUGGCUACUACCUAAUUUUCCCAAAACCAUGGUAUCAAAAGACGACAUGGAUGUAUCUCGUUGCUCCAUUACUGCUUUAUGCCGGUGAGCGACUCUUUUCGGGAUAUCAAGAACAUAAUCAUCAAGUUAAUGUCGUAAAGGCCGUGAUAUAUUCUGGAAAUGUUCUGGCACUCUACAUUACCAAGCCUCAAGGAUUCAAGUACAGAAGUGGAAUGUACCUCUUUGUCAAGUGUCCUGAUAUCUCCAAAUUCGAAUGGCAUCCAUUCUCCAUAACUUCUGCUCCAGGAGAUGAUUACUUGAGUGUUCAUAUUAGGACCUUGGGAGAUUGGACUACAGAGCUUAAAAGUAUAUUUGAAAAGGUGUGUGAGCCCCCUCCAUCUGAUAAACAACAGCCAAAAAGAGGAAAUCUAAAGAGAAUUGAAACUAGGGCAUUAUCAACCGCAAACUAUGAUGAGAUACAAGCAACAUUUCCACAGAUCCUCAUCAAGGGACCAUUUGGAGCCCCAGCUCAAAGCUACACACAAUAUGACAUCCUCUUGCUUAUAGGUCUAGGAAUUGGAGCAACUCCAUUUAUCAGCAUUGCAAAGGAUCUCCUUUAUCAAAUAAAGCAAAACAAUUUGGGGCCGGGUAAAUCAGUGGAACCAGCUAGAAAGUGUGCUGAAAGAGCUUACUUUUAUUGGGUAACCAGAGAACAAGCCUCCUUUGAAUGGUUUAAGGGUGUUAUGGAUGAUAUAGCAGAAUUCGACCGUAAUAAUGUGAUAGAAAUGCACAAUUAUUUGACAAGUGUAUAUGAACAAGGAGAUGCAAGGUCUGCUCUUAUUGGCAUGGUGCAGCAAUUGCAACAUGCAAAGAAUGGAAUCGAUAUCGUCUCUCAAAGCCGGAUAAAAACCCAUUUUGCAAGACCCAACUGGAGAAAGGUAUUAUCUCAAUUGGCAAGCACUCAUCCAGCUUCCCGAAUAGGUGUGUUCUACUGUGGAAGUUCAACUCUUGCCAAACCACUGAAGAAGCUUUGUCAUGAAUUCAGUUUAGAUUCAACAACUCGCUUCGAAUUUCACAAGGAAAAUUUCUGA